Molecule: messenger RNA, 2445 nt
Organism: Arxiozyma heterogenica
Lineage: Eukaryota; Fungi; Ascomycota; Saccharomycetes; Saccharomycetales; Saccharomycetaceae
Gene: ROX1
Product: Rox1p
Exons: 1
Coding region: 1-2445 (814 amino acids)
Biological process (GO): anatomical structure morphogenesis; cell differentiation; negative regulation of transcription by RNA polymerase II
Molecular function (GO): DNA-binding transcription factor activity, RNA polymerase II-specific; RNA polymerase II cis-regulatory region sequence-specific DNA binding
Source: RefSeq, a predicted model, not a curated record
AUGUCCUCUAUUCUAGGCGAUACACACAAUGUUUCUUCUACAUCUUCUUCUUCUGCCAUGAUCCAUAAUACAAAUCUCUCCGAUAGUACCGGUGGUAUUGCUGCCUCAAGCACAAACACAACUGGUAACAACAUCAACACUUCUUCACUUGUAACUCUAGAGUCUCCUUCACCACAUCAUAACCAUCAUCAUCAAUCUCUUCCACAUCACCAUCCACAGCAGCAAGGCCUAUCUUCCUCUGCUGCAAACAGUGAUAUAAACAACCCUUCUAAUAUCUCUAAUCCUAAUGGCAGUCUGCUUGGUAAUGUCACUAACACUACUGCUAACAACAACAUCAAUACCACCAAUAAUACCAACACCAAUAACAAUAAUUCUAGUAUAGCCACCAACUCUUCUUCUACUGGUAACACUGCCAACUCUUCUUCUUCUCCCUCAUCUUCCAAUAACACCAAUACAACUAGUAACAACACAACUGCCAACAAUAAUAGUAUUAAUAGUAUCAAUAGUAACAAUAACAGUGAUACCAAUAACAACAAGAACAGUGGUAGUAGUAGCAGUACUACUACUAAUAAUAAUAACAGUAGUAUACGUACAAAUACAACCCCUGUUACUGUACCACCAACUAAAUACAAUCCCAAAAAUAAUAAGAUUCCAAGACCAAGAAAUGCUUUCAUAUUAUUUCGUCAACACUAUCAUAAAAUCUUAAUUGAAGAUUGGACUAAGAAAAAUAUGGAUAUACCACAUAAUUCUAAAAUAUCCAAAAUAUUAGGUACCAAAUGGAAAGAAAUAGAUGAAAAGGAGAAAUUACAUUGGGAAGAUAUGGCAAGACAGGAAAAAUUGGAUCAUGAGAGAAAGUACCCUCUAUAUAAGUAUAAACCUGUCAGAAAGAAUAAAAAGAAAAUGUUACACAAUGCUGCACAAGCACAAGCUGCUGCACAAGCCCAGGCCCAAGCCCAAGCCCAGGCCCAAGCCCAAGCCGCUGCUGUAGCUCAUCAUCAACAACAGCAACAACAGCAGUAUCAAUUACAGGCACAAGCCCAACAACAUCACAAUGUACAAGCACAGUUGCAAAUGUCCCAAAGUAAUCUAUUGAACGCUCAAGCCUUAAGAAAUGCCGCCGCGGCAGCAGCUGCCAGUGGUGGUGGCGGUGCUGGUAGUCAACAACCAUUAAUGAAUAUGCUUAAUUCAACAAAUGCUAAAUUACUUGCACAACAACAAGGUUUGUACAACCAACAAAACGAUCAACUAUAUCAACAAAAUAGUCAGAAUACUAAUGCUACUACUGCAUACAUACAACAACAACUAUACCUGCAACAACAACAGCAACAACAGCAGCAACAGCAACAACAGCAGCAACAACAACAAUACUAUAACCCAUAUUCUUUCAAUACACUGGGUAUUCAAUCUAAUCAAUUCAUGAACCCAUACGCUCAACAACAAAGCAAUAACAGCAGUAAUAAUAGUAACGGCAGUACAAACAAUAGUAACAACAACAACAGCACCAGUAACACUAUUCCAUUCUCUCAAUCAUCGUUGAGUUUAUUAAACGAUAAGUUUUUGUCUCGUUCGAAUAAUAACAACAGUAAUAGUCAUAGUAAUAACAACGCUACCACUGCCAAGGAUUUUUCUUAUUUCACUCAACAACAAUACCAGCAGCAACAAGAUUAUAAUAAUGUGACAUCCUCUAUCCCCCCACCAAACCUCCAAGUAUCAGGCAAUGGGGAUGCUUUUGAUUUAACUGGUGGUAACAGCCAUAAUAGUAACAACAAUAAUAACAACAGUAACAGUAGAAAUAAUUCCAAUCGCAACAACAACAGAAACUCUAAUCUAUCUGCAGACCAACAGUUUAUUCAAAAAAAUUCAGCCAGCCAAUCUACAAAUGGCUAUGGCAACAUGAAUUAUCAAAAUUAUUCUAAUUCCACUAGCAACAACGCCAAUGCCGGUAUUUCCAACUCAUCUAAUUCCCAAAAUAACAAUAACAACAACUCGUAUGGUAGUUAUAUGAACCAAUUGCCUUCUUUAAGUAACAAUAUCAACUCGGGUUCUAACAUUCCAAAUGAUAGAUCCAUCUCACCACCACACCCUUCAUUUUUCACAACAGGUAUUUCAGGUAGUAACACUGAUCAUAACAACUUCGAUUCUUCAAGAUAUCAAGGUUUUUUAUACAGUAAUACUGCUACUGGUACUACAUCCGGUGGUAACAAUACAUCUACUACUACCGGUACAAAUAAUCAAGGUUCUGGUUCUUCUUCAAAUACAACAAAUGGCAAUAGCAACAAUAUAUCCUCCCUACAAUACCCUUUGCCACCACAAGGUGAUUACUCAUCCGGUAGAUCAAUGGCUAAUAGCUAUAAUGCUGGUGCCUCUUCUACCUCUAACAUGGUACCUCCACUAACCUCAAUGAUCCAUAAUAACGGUUCUAACAGUAAUAACAAUAACAGUUAG